Symbiodinium natans is the source of this 1464-nucleotide messenger RNA. The record is from the annotation of a GenBank genome assembly. Lineage: Eukaryota; Dinophyceae; Suessiales; Symbiodiniaceae.
AUGGUUUUCCAUCUUGCUGCAGUUUCUAUGCGUGCAGCCGAUGCUCCAGCAGAUGGAGAAGAGGUCCAGGAGCUUGCGCUAGAGAGUGGCCGGCUCGAAGAUCCUCAGCGCAUGUCUGAUGCUGGGUACUGUCCGCGCGAGGAGGUUGUGAGGCUGUGGAAGGAAAAGUCCCGCAUGGAUGCCCUGUUUGAUGGAGGCGACAAGGAGGCAUACUGGCUGGCCCGUGAUGAGAUCUAUCCUGAGGCAGGCCAUCGAGGUUCUGAUCGCCAGCCUUUGGGCAACAGGUCGGGCGACAAGAUAGAGGAGAUUGUCACCGCUGUUGGGAAGCUGGAGGUGCUGCUGGAUCGUUGCAAGGAGAAGGGUCGGCUGGUCUUCGCUGACGUUUGCGGAGCUCCUGGUGCAUGGUCCAAGUAUUUCUUCAAGCUCGGUGCCGAGGCCCGGUGCGUCACGCGCGGUUUUGGCUUCAGCCUGCGCGAGGGGACGAACGUGCUGAGCUGCACCUGGUUUCCCGAGGCCCGCUCGCCGUCGAAGAAAGCGGCAAACACGCGCUUGGCUGAACUAGCAAAGCCGCUGGCGGCCUUGAAGUCGGACCCUUGGGCCCUUGUGUUGGAUGCAGCCUCCCUGGCUUCCAGCACAGCGCUUCAUGGUGCAGGAUUCCGCGCCGGCCGCAUCAUUGUACCCAACGACAGUGAUGCACCUUUUAGCAGCAACAGUUUAAGCAAAGCAACGGUGAUUCAAGGCUUGAGCUUGAAAGACUUCAUCAUGCAAAACUCGAAGAAAGACCGCAGUGUUGGCGGCUAUGGUCCUUUCACUUGCGUGUACUGUGACUUUACAGAAUGCCUGUAUGGAAGUUGGAGACCGCCACAAGAGCUUGAGGAGCCUGGCACUCCCACUGUGGCUUACAGGUCCAGUCCGGGCCAAGACCUGCAAGCGCUCUUCCGCACUGGCCAGCUGGCAAGUGGGGCCCUGCUCGCUGUAACCUUGGCACACUUGCGCUCAAACAAGAAGCCUGAGCAGUGGCCGCAGCUGCGAUUGCUGAUCGGCGCGCUGGCCGCAGAGCAGGGGUGGUGCAGCGUUGUUGUGGAUCGCUUGGAGCAACGUGCCGUUGCCACCGAGUACUGGGUCCUCGGUGAACCGGACAACGUUGGCCUUCAACAGGUGCUCAAAAAAGAGCUUUCAGAGCUGGCCAGAAUCCAGGUAGCAGUUCUGCCUCUGAUGACUUGCUUGUCUGCGCAAAGAGCGUAUGCAGGUGACAACUUUGUGGAGUUGUGGGGGGCUGAUGGCAGCGGAAAUGUCUGCCUGCCAGAGAAUGUGUCCCAUGCUGCCGCUGAAGUUGGGCGAGAAGCAGAUGUUGUCAUGGCAGAUGGCGGGUUCCUGGUCCUCAAGGGAAGCAACGGUGAGCACAUGGAGAACUACCAGGAGAUCGUCUCUGGCAGCAUCCUUUUGGCUGAGGCGUGGUUGUGA